AUGCAUGAACAUGGCCACCCGAAGGAUAGUGAGAAAAAAAUACAAAAAGUACAAACCCGCGCGGAAGAAGCGAAAGGCCUUCCAACAACAGUAGAUAACGCAACAGUGUCAUCCGUGGCUCAGUUCAGUUCGAAAUUAGAUACCAGAAGACGUCGUAGAUCCAGUACUACUAGCAGCAGUAGCAGCGACACUAGUAGUACUUCGGAUAGUUCGAGUGAUGAUGACACCGAUAGUGACAGUUGGAAGAGUGGCGCUACUUAUACGAAUAGUAAACUUAGUGCACAUAGUUAUAGUAAACAAAAAGCCUUACGUGGCAGUCAUGCCGCCCAUAUGCCCACUAGUGGGCUGCAAGAAACCCGCGCUAAGUCGAAUUCGCCCUUGCCUUUGCUAGAAAAAGCCGACGGUGAAGUUGAAAAAUCGUUUGUAAGUGCUAAUGAAAUGAGCGGGAUCGUUGAAAGUGAAAGAUUGCCGUCGAACGCAGAUGAGGGUGAUAGUAAUGCAUCCAGUGAUAGUGUCAAAUCGCGACCGGCCUCGCCAGUGGUUAAAGUGCCGUUGGAUCCGCAUGCUUGGAGUACUGACGACAUAGCAAAGUGGGUGAAAUGGCUAACAAAACAGUUUAAUAUCGAUCCAGAACCGGAUAUUUCACGUUUCCCCACCACUGGUGUUGAGUUGUGUGAAUUGAGUAAAGCAGAUUUUUGGGUUUGUGCCGGUUCGCGACAGGGGGGCAUACUUUUGGCAAAACAUUUUGCCUUGACAUUGUACAGUGCAACCGGACGUGAGACAAGUCCAAUGCUAAAUGAAAAUGAGCCAAAUCCGUAUCAGCUAUUAAAUGCCGCAUCCCAUCGAUUGGUUGCGCAGGGUUCGGGACAAAUUCAGUUAUGGCAAUUCCUACUUGAACUGCUCGCCGAUUCGUCUAAUGCCAGUUGCAUAACAUGGGAGGGCACCAAUGGUGAAUUCAAACUCAUCGACCCCGAUGAAGUUGCUAAGCGUUGGGGCGAACGAAAGGCCAAACCAAAUAUGAAUUACGACAAACUCAGCAGAGCUUUAAGAUAUUACUACGAUAAAAACAUAAUGACAAAAGUCCACGGGAAACGUUAUGCCUACAAAUUUGACUUUCACGGCCUGAUGGCGGCAUGCCAAGCGCAGGCACAGGGUUGUGAUCCCACAACAAGUAUGUUGAGUUCCUACAAGCAUCAUCAUCACCACAGCCAUGCCAUGGGUUUGCAUCAUCAUCAUUAUCACAACCUCCAAACAGAUCUCACCUCACCAUCGUCGUCGUCGAGUCUUGGUUUUCCAUCACCUUCUCCCACGUCUAUCCCAUCGCCUAUUGGUAUGAGCAACUCACCCAACAUUGCAUUAACAAAUCAGCACCAACUUAAUGCAACAAGUACAAAUUUAUUACAACCACAGCAAUCAACUUUAACCACAACAACAUUACCUACCGCUUUAACGGGCGUUGAGACGACGGUUGUGCAUAGCAGUACCACAAGUAGUGGCAACAAUAACAAUAGUACACCCGUUUUUACACGCCCACCGCCAUAUUGGUCAUAUACGCCGGGCUCUUAUGACUCACGUCCACCGCCUAAUACGUUUAAUUAACUCUAGAAUGAUGUGUAAUUCAAGGUACUUAACACUUGACUUAGGACAUAUUUGUAAUGUAUUUGAGUGGUCCACUGGUUUUAUUAUAACGAAAAUAUGCCACCCGCAGCGUAGGUUGUGCGUACCUUUUUCCGUUUAUGGAAGGAGGCAUGUGCUUGUAUUUAGAGUUGUUAAUAUGUAUGUAUGUAAGUUUGCAUUGUAGCCGGGUGUUAUGAGCUAUAGUAGCCCAUCGAGAGAUUAUUUAAAUACAUGUAAGUUUCUAAGUAGUACAGAGUAACCUCUGGGUCUUAGAUAUAGUUUCAUUGCUUAAUAUAAAUUUGUAAUUGUAGGCAUAUUUGCAUGUGUGCAUUAGUGCUAAUUGCAAUAUUAUAAUAUUUAUUUUAUAAGGUGGUUCAAAAUGAUCUUUCCUAUGAAUAUUGCUAUUCAUAUGUACAUACUUAACUCCAUACGUAGCUAUAUGUACUAUGUAUGUCCACAGAUGUAAA
Molecule: messenger RNA, 2084 nt
Organism: Bactrocera latifrons
Lineage: Eukaryota; Metazoa; Arthropoda; Insecta; Diptera; Tephritidae
Product: DNA-binding protein D-ETS-6-like
Exons: 3
Coding region: 1-1599 (532 amino acids)
Biological process (GO): regulation of transcription by RNA polymerase II; cell differentiation
Cellular component (GO): nucleus
Molecular function (GO): DNA-binding transcription factor activity, RNA polymerase II-specific; sequence-specific DNA binding
Source: RefSeq, a predicted model, not a curated record